Cajanus cajan (pigeon pea) is the source of this 1972-nucleotide messenger RNA. Its product is annotated as trans-cinnamate:CoA ligase, peroxisomal. NCBI's taxonomy places the organism in Eukaryota, Viridiplantae, Streptophyta, Magnoliopsida, Fabales, Fabaceae. The record is from RefSeq and is a predicted model, not a curated record.
ACUCCAGAAGUGAUCAAAACACAGUUCUCAUUAUAGAACCCUCUUCUUUGCCUUUUCCCCUCUCUUCGAUCUUCCUAACAAAUAUAUUGUGUGGAUCAUAUAUAUCUAUUUGCAUCCCACAUAGCUAGAAAGGUUAUCAAAUAAUAAUGGAUAAACUUUCAAAAUGCCAAGCAAAUUAUACUCCUCUCACUCCUUUGACUUUCUUGACCAGGUGUGCCAAAUGCUUUGCAAAUUGCACCUCGGUUAUCCAUGAAGGAACCCGUUUCACAUGGAAACAAACUUAUCAACGUUGCUGCCGUCUGGCCUUCUCUUUACGCACUCUCAAUAUUGCUACGAACGAUGUUGUGGCAGUGUUGGCCCCAAACAUUCCAGCAAUGUACGAGAUGCAUUUUGCUGUGCCUAUGGCAGGUGCAGUAAUCAACACCAUCAACACCCGUUUGGAUGCCAAUAGUAUAGCCACCAUUCUACAACACUCUGAAGCCAAAGUCUUGUUUGUGGACUACGAGUACAUCCCCAAGGCAAAGGAAGCCCUAGCAUUAUUGCUCAUGGGCCAAAAAACUCAACAUAUCACAACCUUAAAGCACCAUUCAUCUCCUCCACUACUCAUUAUCAUUGAUGACAUAAACUCACCCACAGCACUUGGUGAGUCAUUAGAAUAUGAGCAAUUAGUCCGUAAAGGUGACCCAAACUUUGUUCCUGAGAAAAUCCAUGAUGAGUGGGCCCCAAUUGCUCUAAACUACACAUCAGGAACAACCUCAGCACCCAAAGGAGUAGUCUAUAGUCACAGAGGUGCCUAUCUUAGCACUCUUAGCCUUAUACUAGGUUGGGAAAUGGGUAACCAACCCGUGUACCUUUGGACGCUGCCAAUGUUCCAUUGCAAUGGAUGGUGCUUCACAUGGGGUGUCGCUGCACGUGGAGGAACCAACGUUUGUCUCCGAAAAGUUGCAGCCUAUGACAUGUACAAGAACUUGUCCUUGCACCACGUGACACACAUGUGUUGUGCCCCUAUUGUCUUCAACAUCAUUCUAGAGGCCAAGGCAAGUGAGAGAGUUGAAAUGAAGUCACGAGUGGAAAUACUCACAGGUGGAGCACCGCCGCCACCAUCGUUGAUCGUGAAAAUCGAGUCUCUAGGGUUUCAUGUUACGCAUGCAUAUGGGUUGACAGAAGCAACAGGACCAGCGUUGGUGUGUGAGUGGCAAAAUCAGUGGAACCAGCUCCCAAAAGAUGAACAAGCUAGGUUGAAAGCUCGUCAAGGAAUUAGCGUAUUGACUCUAGAAGAUGUAGAUGUGAAGAAAGUGGACACAAUGGAAAGUGUGCCAAGAGAUGGGAAAACAAUGGGAGAGGUUGUGUUGAGGGGAAGUAGCAUAAUGAAGGGGUAUCUCAAAGACCCUGAGUCAACCUCAAAAGCCUUUAGUGAAGGGUGGUUUCACACUGGGGAUGCUGGUGUUAUACACAAAGAUGGUUAUUUGGAGAUAAAGGAUCGGUUCAAAGAUGUGAUUAUUUCGGGAGGGGAAAACAUAAGUAGUGUGGAGUUGGAGUCUGUGCUUUAUAGGCACCCUAGGGUUUUGGAAGCUGCAGUGGUUGCAAUGCCACACCCGAGAUGGGGGGAGAGUCCAUGUGCCUUUGUUGUGUUGAAGAACUUUGAAGGUAAAAUGAACGAUCAUGUUACUGAGGAUGACAUUAUUGGGUAUUGUAGGAAGAACAUGCCACCCUUUAUGGUUCCUAAGGUGGUGAAGAUUGUUGAGGAAAUGCCAAAGACCGCAACUGGUAAGAUUCAAAAGUCUAAAUUGAGGGAGAAGGAGGCCAAGAAUUUCACAAUAUCUCAGAAUCUGCAGUCCAAGAAUAAUAAAACUAAUGCUUUGGCUACAUCUCGUCUUUGAAGGGAUUUAAAGUUAGGCUAAAUUUGAAUUUUAUUAUUUUAUAUUUAUUUUCUUGUUUUAGUUUGAUCAUCUGAUUUAUUUAUUUUUUAAUA